AUGAACCAACACACGGGGCUUUCUUUGGGAGCCUUUCCGAGGAAUGGGCCCUGGAAAGGGCUUUUGCUCACAGCAUUCUUUCUAAGUUCUCAGCUCCAGCUGACACCUGGCCAACUGACCAUCACCCCCGUCCCGUCCCAACCCAUGGAAGGGGAAAACAUCACCCUCUUGGUCCAGGGCUUGAUAGAAGAGGAUCUCAUGUCCUUCAACUGGUUCCGAGGGAGUGAAACAGACCUGGCUUAGCAGAUCCUCACUUUCGUAGUCAUCUCUGGCACCCAGUCAACGGGGCAGGCACACACUGGGCGAGAGACGGCAGGAGCAGAUGGCUCCCUGUAUAUUUCCAGCGCCCGAGUCAAUGAUUCUGGGACCUACACUCUUCGCAAGCUCCUCAUUCUGUCAGGCACCGUGUUGAGCAAGGUGUUUAGCAUCUACGUGCCUGUCUAUGAGAAUCUGACCCAACCCAGUGUAAUGGCCAACAAUUCAGCACCGGUAGAGAAUAUGGACUCUGUGACCCUGAGCUGCAUCACUCCAGGCAAGGAUGCAAUUAUACAAUGGUACAUUAACAAAGAACUCUUUCUGGGUGGCAGCCAGGCAGAGCUGUCGUCUGAUCAGAGGAGUCUCACUAUCCCCAGGGUGACCCGAGAUCAUGGGGGGCCCUAUCAGUGUGAAGUCAAGAAUCCAGUCACCACCAGCAUCAGCAGCCCAUUUCUCCUGGAUGUCACUUAUGGCCCUGAUGCCCCCACAGUAACCACCACGGAACCAGAUGCCAUCUUUAUUGGAUCCCAGCUCACCCUUUCCUGCUUUGCUACCUUAAACCCAGCUGCCCAAUAUGGAUGGAUUUUCAAUGGCACCACAGGGCCUUCUGGCCAACAAUUCUCCAUUGCUGCUGUCUCUUUGGAUAACUCGGGUCUGUACACCUGUGAGGCAUCAAAUGCCCUCUCAGGACGCCACAGCACAGCGGACGUGGAAAUCUCUGUUUCUGGUGAGUGGGCCUCAGAGCUCCCAACUCUCAUCAUCAGGUCACAGAGUCUGACAUUACCCGUGUUGGACCGGGGACUAAUAAUGAUGCUGGCUGCCAUUUAUACAGUGUGUGCAGGCAUGUACACCUGCGAGGCCUUCAACACUAUCACCCAUCACCGAAGCACAGCCUGGGCAAGGAUCCAGGUGUCAGAAGCUGCUAAUCAAGGCACUAACCAAGCACUCCGUGGAAGGUCCAUCCCCAGUGGGGGUAUUGCAGGAAUUACAGUGGGCAUUCUGGUUGGGGUGAUUCUGACAGGAACACUUGGCUACUUUGUUGGCGUCAUGAAGUCCCAGAUCAGAAAUGCUGUGGAAGUCAUUGCAGCAAGCUCAGACAUUUUUGGUUGUAAGUCUGCCAAUGUUUCCUUCACGGCACCCCCACCAAUGCCCACUUCCUAUUCAUAA
This is a messenger RNA of Trichosurus vulpecula (common brushtail), 1422 nucleotides long. Its product is annotated as carcinoembryonic antigen-related cell adhesion molecule 8-like. The transcript is spliced from 8 exons. The record is from RefSeq and is a predicted model, not a curated record. Lineage: Eukaryota; Metazoa; Chordata; Mammalia; Diprotodontia; Phalangeridae.